Messenger RNA from Lachancea fermentati, 1788 nucleotides. NCBI's taxonomy places the organism in Eukaryota, Fungi, Ascomycota, Saccharomycetes, Saccharomycetales, Saccharomycetaceae. The record is from the annotation of a GenBank genome assembly.
AUGCCCAUCAAGAAGUCUUCUAAAGGCAUAGGAAGAAGUGAGGAUGUGCCAUAUGGACUAAAUGAGGUUGAUAGCUUUGCUCAGCGUAGAGAAAAGAUUUUAUUGGAAGAUGCAGGACUUUCAUCACAAGCAUAUGAAGAUAAUGAAGAUGAUAAUCUGGUAGUUGAUGAGGAGGAAGAGGAAGUAAUGUCUAUGAGUGACGAUAGUUCUGCAGAAGAGGAUAAUGUAGAAGAACUUGAUGGUGAGAAAGCAUACAAGCAAGUAUUUGGUAAGAGACUGAAUCUAGGCGAUGAAGGCGAAAACGAAGGCGAUGCCAUGUUGGACAAUGACAAUGCGUGGGGAAGUAGUAAGAAUGAGUACUAUGGUGCAGACGACCUAGAUGACGAGGAAACUGCUAAAGAAAUCGAGAAUGAGGCUCGCCGCCAACAAAAAAAGCACUUAGAGAGCCUGAAUAUGAAUGAUUACCUAGAUGAUGAAGUCAAUGAAGAAUGGGCCAAGAGCGCUAAGGAGUUUGACUUGGGGCAAUUUCAAGAGUCUGUCAAACAACAGCAAGGAUCCUUUUCCGUUAAGGAUGUAUUCGGUAUGGGUCCCGACGCUAAAGAGAGUUUCUUGAAGACUUCAUUCCCGGAAUUCUUUCCGCUAUCGGAAGAAUUGGUGAGUUUAGCGCCAAUUCUUGAAGAAUUGAAGGCGAAGGGCUCUAAUGAAUUUGUCAAAGUCAAAAUUCGGGCUUUAACCUCUUAUUUGGGUGUUAUCUCUUCUUACUUCGCUAUAUUCCUACAUGAGCUUCAAAAUAAUGACGAUUUUCAAAACAUGAAAGAUCAUGCGAUAAUGGAGGCAAUUUUAACUUGCAAAGAGAUUUGGAGACAGGCUUCAGAGUUGCCAGAGGAUGUCGAUGUUUUGGAAUCCGAAGAAAAGCAAGAUGAAGAGCAAGAGGAGUAUGGUGAAGUAUCUGAUGUUGAACAGCUUGACGAAGAACUUCUGCAGGAAUCAGAUGCCGAGAGUUUGAAUUCUGCAGCAGAGGAGGAGGCAAAUGAAAUUGUAGGUGGAAGUGAAGAAGAAAGUGGUGAUUUUGACAUCGACAUUAGCAAACCCCGUGUGUCAAAGAAAUCACACGAUAAGAAUAGACUCACUGAAGUUGAUGACUAUGUUGAAAGUGAGAUAGCAGAUGUAGAUGCGCAAGAAAAGAAAGCAAGAAGGAAGACGCUGCGCUUUUACACUUCGAAGAUUGAUCAGCAAGAAAAUAAAAAGACCGACAGAUUUAAGGGUGACGAUGACAUACCUUACAAGGAGAGAUUAUACGAACGUCAACAGCGACUACUCGAGGAGGCACGGAAACGUGGUCAACGUGAAUCUGCAGGUGCAGAUUUGGAUUCUAAUGAAUAUGGUUCAGAAGACGAAUCGAUAGCUAAAGCGAUUAAUAAAGACUCAGAAUCUGAUUAUUACAAUCAAAUUCAGCGCCAAACACUUAGUAAGAGAGAGUCCCGUAAGCAGGCGCAUAAGGAUGCUCUGCUGGCGGCAAGAUCUGGCAAGCUGGCCGAGCUGGCUGAAGAAAUUGGUGAUGAUCAUAAGCGCGCAAUCAACUAUCAAAUACUGAAGAACAAGGGUCUCACACCAAAGAGAAAGAAGGACAACAGAAACUCGCGUGUAAAGAAGAGGAAGAAGUUCGAAAAGGCUCAAAAGAAGUUGAAGUCCGUCCGUGCAGUUUAUUCUGGUCAAUCAGGACCUUAUGAGGGUGAGAAGACGGGUAUUAAGAAGAAUUUAGCGAAGUCUGUCAAAUUCAGGAGCUAA